This is a messenger RNA of Vicia faba (fava bean), 531 nucleotides long. The record is from the annotation of a GenBank genome assembly. NCBI's taxonomy places the organism in Eukaryota, Viridiplantae, Streptophyta, Magnoliopsida, Fabales, Fabaceae.
AUGGAUGAUAACCAAUAUCGAAUGAGGCUCGACAAGGUGUCAGAACAUCCAUCUAUUCAUAGGGAAAUAGUUCGACCCUUGCAAUCACCAAUCGAUUCCAGUUCAUUUGAUGUUGAAGCAUCAACUUCUAGGAUUCAAGCAUUUUCGACUUCAUCUUCUCAGAAAAGGCAGCUAGAAGUAGAUAAAAUGAAUGGCAUCAAGUUAGGAGAUGCAACGCAAAGUUUCAAUCAAACACGAAUCAAUGGGAUAACGCAGGAAAGGAUAACCAUUACGAAAAGAAGGAUUCAAGAAAUAGAACUUCGUUUUUCUUCUCUUCAUUUCCGAAGAACUAUGGCACAAAGGAGAUAUAUGUACGAGGAAUUCCAAAAUUUAUGCGAGAUUGAUGAAGUUAUCACCUCCCCCAAAAGGAAUAUUAGAGGCGGGUGCUACAGUUUCGUUAGGUUUUUUGACGAUACAGAUGAAGACAUUCUGGAAGUGAAGUUGGAUAACAUAAUUAGUGGGAGUAGAAAAAUCUUUGUGAAUGUUCUGUAA